UGCUAAUUUAUAUUGUAUUAUUCAGCAGUUCUUCAAACAAUUACAAUAUACAAAAUGAAAACUUUAAGAAUUGUAUUUGCUCUGGCAUUAGCCUCUUUGGCUAAGGUUGAAGCAACUCAUUGUGGGGGAUCUCCAUACCUUCCAGAUCCUUGUCUAGAUUUAUGUUUCGCGCCACCAGCACCACUAUGUUUAUCAGAAUGCCCACUUCCUUGCUUACCACCAUGCCUACUACCCUGCCCACUUCCUUGCUUAUCACCAUGUCCACCACCGUGUUUCCUACCACCACCACCACCACCACCACCACCAUGCUUCCUGCCAGCACCACCAUGUCCUCUUCCUCUUCCUUUUCCUCUUCCUUGCUUACCACCAUGCCCACUUCCUUGUCUAGCAUCUCCAUGUGUUCCACCUCCAAAAUUGAUACCAGUACCACUAUCACCUUUAUCUUGUUUCUCUAUUCCACCAUUAUGUCCAUCAUGCCCACCACCCUGUCCGCUUCCUUGCCUACCACCAUGCCCACCACCCUGCCCACUCCCUUGUUUACCACCACUAUCACCAUGUUUCCUGCCAGCACCGCCUUGCCCAAUUUCUUGCUUGCCACCAUGUCCACCACCAUGCUCACUACCUUGUCUGGCACCUCCAUGUAUUCCACCCCCAAAUUUGAUACCAGUACCGCUAUCAUCUCUACCUUGUUUCUCUAUACCGCCAGUAUGUCCACCUUGUCCACCAUUAUGUCCACCUUGUCUACCACCUCCUUGCUACUAUUAAUAUGGAUUAAUCUUAGUUAUUAAUUGCAGUCAUAUACCUAUUUAUUGCUUAAUGUGAUAUAAUUUCCACCUACACUAACUGCAUAAUAAUUCGAUUACAAACCAAAAAUACCGUUUUAUAUGUCUUUAUAUGUUGGAAACCAUAGAGAAAUAUAUACAAAUUGUAAUCAAUUUAAAAAAAAAUAUAAGGGGCACCUUAUAUUUAUUUUUCCUUCUUUACGUGCCAUUUAUAUCUUAUCGUUGUAUUAAAUUGACAAAUCGUACAUAUUGUAAUAUAAUCUUGUUCAAUUUUAUAAAUAUAAAAUGAUAUUCAACACGACUUGUUGAUAAUCAUUCAGUUAAGAUUCUAA
Molecule: messenger RNA, 1114 nt
Organism: Acyrthosiphon pisum (pea aphid)
Lineage: Eukaryota; Metazoa; Arthropoda; Insecta; Hemiptera; Aphididae
Product: proline-rich receptor-like protein kinase PERK2
Exons: 2
Coding region: 55-765 (236 amino acids)
Source: RefSeq, a predicted model, not a curated record